Molecule: messenger RNA, 981 nt
Organism: Oryzias melastigma (Indian medaka)
Lineage: Eukaryota; Metazoa; Chordata; Actinopteri; Beloniformes; Adrianichthyidae
Gene: mrps33
Product: mitochondrial ribosomal protein S33
Exons: 3
Coding region: 157-477 (106 amino acids)
Cellular component (GO): mitochondrion
Source: RefSeq, a predicted model, not a curated record
CGAGAGGAAGGAACCGAGCAUGCGCGUUAGAGUUUGUGACCGGAAGCGCGUUAGUGAAGGUGACAGUGAAGCGCGUCGUGGGGUUCGGGUGUCCGGGCUCUGGUUCUCUGUCAGAGAAAGCCCCGCGUGUCCGUGGCAGCGGCGGGAGGUUCGGUCAUGGCAGGUUUGUCCAACUACGCCCUGCGGAUGGCGAGACUCAGCUCCCGAAUCUUCGGGGAAGUUGCCCAUCCCACAGACGCCAAGUCGCUGAAGGUGGUCCAGUUGUUCCAGGAGCCUCCAAUGGCUAAGAGGAAGGAGGUGUACGACUGGUACCCGCAGCACAAGAUCUACUACGCCAUGACCCAGAAGCUCCGCUACAUGGGUCUGUUCAGAGACGAGCACGAGGACUUCAAGGAGGAGAUGCGGCGUCUGAGGAAGCUGAGAGGGAAGGGGACGCCCAAAAAGGGGGAGGGAAAACGUGCCACCAAGAAGAAGUGACCUGCUGCUCCUCCCUGGACGCUCCUCUGUGGAACAAUGGGGGCGGAGCCUAUGCUGGCUCCACAGGAAGCUUGAUCAGAACUUUAAAAAAAAAUGUUUUUGUUCCAUAAGUUACAAUAAAAAUCACUUUUCCACAGACAACUGUAUUGAAGUCACGUGACUCAUCGGAGAGGACAUUUGUGCGUUACCUUCUGAGAUAAUCAUUGCUGGUGACCGUUCCAAACCCUUCCUUUAUCUGUCUGCUGGCGUUUACUGUCUCACGCUUCUUAGAACUGGUACAAGGCGUCUUGUCAUACUGUCAAUCCUUUCAGACGUCUCAACUAGAGAUCCAACAAUUCAUUUCCCCCCACGAUCCUGUUUUAAACCUCGAUUUUAUUUUUAUUUCUUUGGGGUUUCAGUUCAGCAUGAUUUAUAUUUUACAAAACGUCUCUACAGUCAUCCUGGUUCUCCUGCACGCUUCAUCCGGUAUUGUCCUGAAAUAUUAAAGACCCACUCUCUUUUGAA